Molecule: messenger RNA, 6780 nt
Organism: Chrysochloris asiatica (Cape golden mole)
Lineage: Eukaryota; Metazoa; Chordata; Mammalia; Afrosoricida; Chrysochloridae
Gene: COL6A6
Product: collagen, type VI, alpha 6
Exons: 35
Coding region: 25-6780 (2251 amino acids)
Biological process (GO): extracellular matrix organization
Molecular function (GO): extracellular matrix structural constituent conferring tensile strength
Source: RefSeq, a predicted model, not a curated record
GUUGGAAGUUUUUCAGACCAUUAUAUGAAAAUGCUGCUGAUUUUUUUCCUCAUAAUAAUUUGUUCCCAUGUUUCUGUGAACCAGGACUCUGGCCCUGAGUAUGCAGAUGUUGUGUUUCUGGUGGACAGCUCUGAUCACCUGGGAGCUAAGUCCUUUCCAUUUGUGAAAGCAUUCAUCAACAAAAUGAUCAACAGUCUCCCCAUAGAGGCCAACAAAUACCGGGUGGCCCUGGCCCAGUACAGCAACAAACUCCACAGUGAAUUCCAACUGAGCACCUUCAAGAGCAAGAACCCCAUGUUGAACCAUCUCAAGAAGAACUUUGGGUUCAUUGGUGGAUCCCUGCGGAUAGGAAAUGCCCUUCAGGAGGUUCACAAGACCUAUUUUUCUGCACCCACAAAUGGAAGAGACAAAAAACAGUUUCCUCCCAUCUUGGUGGUCCUAGCUUCGGCCGAGUCUGAAGAUGAUGUAGAAGAGGCAGCUAGGGCCCUGCGGAAUGAUGGGGUGAGAAUUGUCUCUGUGGGAAUGCAGAGAGCUUCUGAGGAAAACCUGAAGGCCAUGGCCAUGCCUCAGUUUCAUUAUCACCUUCGUACAGCCAGAGACCUCAACACAUUUUCCCAAAAUAUGACGCAGAUCAUCAAGGAUGUAACCCAGUACAAGGUAGCAGAAGCCAAAGAUGUCCUUGUAGAAGUUUGCCAAGGCCUUUCUGUGGCUGACGUUGUAUUCCUAUUGGAUGUGUCCAUCAAUGGUAGCCAGGAGAAUUUUGACUAUCUUAAAGACUUCCUGGAAGAGAGUGUCUCUGCUCUUGACAUAAAGGAACAUUGCACGAGGGUUGGCCUUGUGGCCUAUAGUAAUGAGACAACAGUGAUCAAUUCAUUGAGCAGAGGCAUAAAUAAGUCAGAGGUUCUCCAGCACAUACAGAACCUGUCUCCCAAGUAUGGAAAGGCCUACACUGGAGCUGCCAUCAGGAAGAUCAAGAAGGAAGUCUUCAGUGUACGGGAUGGCAGUCGGAAGAAUCAAGGGGUGCCUCAGAUUGCAGUGCUGGUGACACAUAGACCAUCCGAAGACAAUGUGACCAAGGCAGCUGUGAACCUCCGGCGUGAGGGUGUGACCAUCUUCACCAUGGGCAUAGAGGGGGCCAGUGACACACAGCUGGAAAAGAUAGCUUCUCAUCCGGCCGAGCAGUACGUCUCGAAACUGAAAACAUUCCCUGACCUGGCCGCCCAUAACCAGACUUUCUUGAAGAAGCUGAGGAAUCAAAUAACACACACAGUUUCUGUCUUCUCUGAACGGACAGAAACCCUCAAAUCAGGUUGUGUGGACACGGAAGAAGCUGACAUCUAUCUGCUCAUCGAUGGCUCAGGGAACACCCAGCCCACCGACUUCCAAGAAAUGAAGACAUUUCUGUCAGAGAUUGUAGGGAUGUUCAACAUCGCUCCCCAUAAGGUGCGGUUUGGAGCAGUCCAGUACGCCGACACCUGGGACUUGGAAUUUGAGAUCAAUAAAUACUCAAACAAGCAUGAUUUGGGAAAGGCCAUUGAGAACAUUAGGCAGAUGGGUGGCAAUAUAAAGACAGGUGCGGCCCUGAAUUUCACUCUGCAGCUGUUGCAAAAGGCAAAGAAACAGCGAGGAAAUAAAGUGCCAUGUCACCUUAUUGUCCUAACAAAUGGCAUGUCCAAGGAUAGUAUCUUGGAGCCCUCGAACAGACUGAGAGAAGAGCACAUCAAUGUUUAUGCUAUUGGGGUCAAGGACGCCAACCAAACGCAGCUGCGUGAAAUUGCAGGCGAGGAAAAGAGAGCAUACUACGUGCAUGACUUUGACUCUUUGAAAGACAUAAGAAACCAAGUUGUUCAAGAAAUCUGCACUAAAGAAGCCUGUAAAGAGAUGAAAGCCGACAUCAUGUUUCUCGUGGACAGUUCUGGUAGUAUAGGACCUGAAAACUUCAGCAAAAUGAAAACAUUUAUGAAAAACCUGGUGAGCAAAUCUCAGAUUGGUGCCGAUCGGGUACAAAUUGGUGUCGUCCAGUUCAGCGACAUCAAUAAAGAGGAGUUUCCACUCAACAAAUUCAUGUCCCAUAGUGAAAUUUCAGAUGCAAUAGAUCGUAUGCCACUCAUUGGAGAAACUACUAUGACUGGCAGCGCCCUGACCUUUGUGUCUCAAUACUUCAGUCCCGCCAAGGGGGCCCGGCCCAAUGUCAGGAAGUUUCUCAUCCUCAUCACGGAUGGCCAAGCUCACGACAUAGUAAAGGACCCAGCAGUGGCACUUCGGCAAAAAGGUGUCAUUAUCUACUCUGUAGGGGUGUUUGGUUCCAAUGUUACCCAGCUCGAAGAGAUCAGCGGGAAGCCGGAGAUGGUUUUUUAUGUUGAAAAUUUUGACAUUCUGCAGCACAUUGAAGAUGAUCUUGUUUUUGGAAUUUGCAGCCCCCGUGAAGAAUGCAAACGGAUUGAAGUUUUGGAUGUUGUGUUUGUGAUCGAUAGCUCCGGCAGCAUUGACCAUAAUGAGUAUAAGAUCAUGAAGGACUUUAUGAUAGACUUGGUGAAAAAAGCUGAUGUUGGCAAGAAUCACGUCCAGUUUGGUGCUCUGAAGUAUGCUGAUCACCCAGAGGUGCUUUUUUAUCUCGACAAAUUUAGCACCAAAGGGGAGGUGAUUUCCAUGAUCCAGAAUGACCAACCCAUGGGGGGCAAUACUUACACUGCUGAGGCACUAAGCUACUCAGAUCACAUGUUCACCGAAGCCAGGGGCAGCCGCCUACACAAGGGUGUCCCCCAGGUUCUCAUUGUGAUCACUGAUGGGGAAUCCCAUGAUUCAGAUAAACUCAAUGCCACAGCAAAGGCCUUGAGGGACAAGGGCAUUCUUGUCCUGGCUGUGGGAAUUGCUGGUGCCAAUCCUGUGGAGCUGUUAGGCAUGGCAGGGUCAAGUGACAAGUACUACUUUGUGGAGACUUUUGGAGGCCUGAAGGGGAUAGUUUCAGAUGUGUCAGCCAGUGUCUGCAACUCUUCAAAAGUCGAUUGUGAAAUUGAAAAGGUAGAUCUUGUUUUCCUUAUGGAUGGCUCUAAUAGUAUUCAACCACAUGAUUUCAAGAAGAUGAAGGAAUUUUUGGUAUCUGUGGUUCAAGACUUUGAUGUCAGCCUCAACAGAGUGCGUAUAGGAGUGGCCCAGUUUAGUAAUAUCUAUCGCCCAGAGUUUUCACUGGGAACUUUCACAGGUGAAAAGAUUGCAUUGCAAAUUCAAAACAUCGAACAGAUCUUCGGGUUCACUCACAUCGGCGCUGCUCUCCGGCAGGUGGAACAUUACUUCCGGUCGGACAUGGGCAGUAGGAUCAAUGUAGGUACCCCACAGGUGCUGCUGGUCCUCACUGAUGGACAAUCCCAAGACGAGGUGGCUCAGGAUGCAGAAAACCUGAGACAGAAGGGUAUCGACAUCUACUCCGUGGGCAUCGGGGAUGUGGAUGACCAGCAGCUCAUUCAGAUCACUGGGACCGCAGAGAAAAAACUAACGGUGGAUAAUUUCGACGAACUCAGCAAGGUCAAAAAAAGAAUAGUUCGCAACAUCUGUACCUCGGGCGGUGAGAGUAAUUGUUUUGUGGACAUCGUGGUGGGAUUUGACAUCUCAACUCAGCAGAAAGGGCAACAUUUGCUUGAAGAUCAGUCUUGGAUGGGAACCUAUCUUCAAAACAUCUUACGUGCGGUCAGCUCCCUCAAUGGGUUAAGUUGUGAAGUGGGAACAGAGACUCAGGUUAGUGUCGCUUUUCAAGUGACAAAUGCCAUGGAAAAAUACUAUCCCAAGUUUGAGAUCUACAGUGAAAAUAUCUUGAACAGCUUGAAGAAUGUGAUAGUUAAAGAGCCAUCUCUUCUCAAUGCAAACCUCUUGAGUUCACUGUGGGAUACAUUUCAGAAUAAAUCAGCUGCUCGAGGAAAGGUGGUUCUUUUAUUUUCAGAUGGAUUGGACGGUGAUGUUGAAAAACUUGAACAAAAGUCUGAUGAACUCAGAAAAGAAGGCCUGAACGCACUCAUAACUGUUGCUCUGGAUGGAACUGCUCAUUCAAGUGACCUGGACAAUCUUAUGUACAUUGAGUUUGGAAAAGGAUUUGAGUACAAAACACAGCUGACUAUUGGAAUGAAAGAUCUCGGGAGCUUGCUGUCAAAGCAGCUGGUUAAUGUUGCUGAAAGAACAUGCUGCUGUUUGUUUUGCAAGUGCAUUGGAGGAGAUGGCACAAUGGGGAAUCCUGGAACACCAGGGAAAAAGGGACUGCCCGGUUUUAAAGGCAGUGAAGGCUACCUGGGAGAAGAGGGCAUUGCUGGAGAAAGAGGAGCCCCUGGACCAGUGGGAGAGCAAGGUACUAAAGGAUGCUAUGGUGCCAAAGGUCCUAAGGGAAACAGGGGAUUCGCUGGACAGAAGGGUGACGCUGGGGAAAGUGGAAUUUAUGGAUUAAAUGGAGAACAGGGUGACAGUGGUCUUCCUGGAAGAAAAGGAGAAAUCGGUGAUGAAGGAUCCCAGGGCAUUCCAGGGAAGAAAGGGAUUUCUGGUGACCAUGGAGCAAAGGGCCUGCAGGGAGACCCUGGAGUUCCUGGAUUUGACAAUAAUGUACAAGGAUCCAAGGGCUUCAAAGGAGAAAAUGGAAGACAAGGUAGAAGAGGCUGGCCAGGCCCCCCUGGAACACCAGGCUCCAGAAGAAAAACAGCAACUCAUGGCCAAAGGGGACACACAGGCCCACAGGGGAACAGCGGAGUCCAAGGCCCCGAUGGACUUGAAGGGUCUCUGGGAUUAAAGGGGCCUCAGGGUCCAAGAGGAGAUGUUGGUGUGAAAGGAGAAAAAGGAAGUCUUGGAAGUAAAGGUCCCCAGGGAGCUCCAGGACCAGGAGGAAAAGACGGGAGUCAAGGCCAUUUGGGAAUCCAAGGAAAUAAAGGUGACGAUGGCAGUCCAGGGUAUGGUAGAGUUGGGACUAAAGGUGCAAAGGGCCAAGAAGGAUUCCCUGGAGAGAGUGGACCUAAGGGUGAGAUUGGGGAGCCUGGUGAUCCAGGAGAAAGUGGAACCAAGGGACUUAGAGGCAAAAUGAUAUCUGCUGGGCGUCCUGGAGAGCUGGGAUCCCCUGGGGAGCCAGGACCCCCUGGAAGAAAGGGCGUGAAAGGAGCCAAAGGAUGGGCUUCAUUUUCCACAUGUGAGCUUAUCCAGUAUGUGCGGGAUCACAGUCCUGGUGGACAUGGAAAACCUGAAUGCCCUGUGCAUCCAACCGAAUUGGUGUUUGCCUUAGACCAGUCCCGGGACGUCACCGAGCAGGAUUUUGCACAAAUGAAGGCCAUGAUCUCCUCAGUCGUGAGAGAAAUUAAAGUCCGGGAGAACAGUUGUCCUGUGGGAGCACGCAUUGCCAUUCUAUCCUAUAAUUCCUACACCAAGCACCUCAUCCGCUUUUCAGAUGCCUACAAUAAGAACCAACUUCUCAGGGAAAUUGAAGCUAUUCCUUAUGAGAGAUCCACAGACAGCAGGGAGAUCGGCAAAACAAUGAGGUUUAUUUCCAGGAAUGUCUUCAAGCGAACACUCCCAGGGGCCCACACGAGAAGAAUCGCCACAUUUUUUAGCAAUGGCCACUCUGCUGAUGUCCAGUCCAUCACCACAGCCACCAUGGAAUUCAGUGCCCUUGACAUAGUGCCCAUAGUGAUCGCUUUCAGAAACACGCCUUCUGUCAGGCGUGCAUUUGCGAUCGAUGACACUGGCACAUUCCAAGUAGUAAUGAUUCCUUCGGGGGCUGACUACACGCCAGCACUAGAAAGCCUUCAGCGGUGCACUUUCUGCUACGACAUAUGUAAUCCAGAUCCUUCUUGUGAUCAAGCCAGACCACCCCCUGUGCAGUCUUACAUGGAUGCUGCUUUCCUGCUGGAUGGCUCCCGGAAUGUGGGAAGUGCUGAAUUUGAAGACAUCCGAGUUUUCACAGGAGCCCUGUUAGAUCACUUUGAAAUCACCCCUGAGCCCAUGACCUCCAUCACUGGAGAUCGAGUAGCCCUGCUGAGCCAUGCUCCCCCUGACUUCCUACCCAACACUCAGAAGAGUCCGGUUCGUUCUGAGUUCAACCUUACCACCUACAGCAGUAAGCGCCUCAUGAAGAGGCACCUGAAAGAAUCAGUUCAACAACUCAAUGGAGACACUUUCAUUGGCCAUGCCUUGCAGUGGACUCUGGACAAUGUCUUUUUAAGUACGCCCAACUUAAGAAGAAACAAAGUCAUAUUUGUGAUAUCUGCUGGAGAAACCAGUUACUUAGACAAGGAAAUCUUAAAGAAGGAAUCCUUGCGAGCCAAAUGCCAGGGAUAUGUCCUGUUUGUGUUUUCCCUUGGCCCUGCUUGGAAUGACAAGGAACUGGAAGAUCUAGCCAGCCUCCCUUUGGAUCACCACUUGCUCCAGCUUGGCCGAAUUCAUAAACCUGACCACAGAUAUGGUGUGAAGUUUGUGAAGUCCUUUAUAAAUUCAAUCAGGCGUGCAAUCAACAAAUAUCCACCAAUAAACUUCAAAACGAAAUGCAACAGACUCCCCUCUAUGGAUCCACAGCAGCCUCUUGGACAGUUGCGAAGCUUUGUUCCUGGACCACAUAAAACUGCCCUCAAGAAAGAUGCUUUACAGGAGAGAAACAUUUUUCAAGAUAAAAAAUAUCUUUUAAGAACAACAAGAGAUGGCAAAGAUGAUGUUGUUCAAAAUUUUACCAGAAGCACAUCCCAUAUCUUUAAAAAUGGGAAAAAAAGGGUGAUAAAAACUGCUUCCAAAGGACAUGAUGAAGGAAGUACUCAAACAAUUUAG